Morone saxatilis (striped sea-bass) is the source of this 4125-nucleotide messenger RNA. It is a transcript of the gene mgat5, whose product is annotated as alpha-1,6-mannosylglycoprotein 6-beta-N-acetylglucosaminyltransferase. Gene Ontology annotation, molecular function: alpha-1,6-mannosylglycoprotein 6-beta-N-acetylglucosaminyltransferase activity. Gene Ontology annotation, biological process: protein N-linked glycosylation. The transcript is spliced from 19 exons. Gene Ontology annotation, cellular component: Golgi apparatus. The record is from RefSeq and is a predicted model, not a curated record. Bases 239 to 2473 code for a protein of 744 amino acids. NCBI's taxonomy places the organism in Eukaryota, Metazoa, Chordata, Actinopteri, Moronidae.
CAACAGGUUGGAGUCAGUCCCCUGAGAUGUUACUGAGCGAUGAGGAUGGGUCAGAGAAGGAAAUCACACCGGUGAGGCAAACAAGCCGUACGCCAGCCCCCAAAAAACCACUGCACCGCUACACCGACUGACACCACCAUGCCCCGCCUGCCCUCCUGAGUCUCCUCCCUCACCUCUGCACCUUCCCUCGGUCACAUCAGAGUCGCAGCAGCUCCCUGCAACCCCCUGUCAAGUCAGCAUGGCUACACCCUUCCUGUGGAAGCUGUCAUCCCAGAAGCUGGGCUUCUUCCUCGUCAGCUUUGGGUUCAUCUGGGGCAUGAUGCUGCUGCAUUUCACCAUCCAGCAGCGAGCCAGCCACGAGAACAGCGCUGUACUGAGGCAGCAGAUCCUGGACCUCAGCAAGCGCUACAUCAAGGCCCUGGCUGAGGAGAACCAAAGUGUCAUGGAUGGGCCCUAUGUGGGUACCAUGACAGCGUAUGACUUGAAGAAGACCCUUGCAGUGUUGCUGGAUAACAUCAUGUUGAGGCUGGGCAAGCUAGAGUCCAAGGUGGAAAACAUCUACAAUGGCACAGGGGGCAACCUGACCAACAGUCCCAGCACUGCCACACCCAGCGUCGCAAACUCCGAAAAAGUUAACGUGGCAGACCUCCUAAAUGGAGCCCAGGAGAAGUGUGAGCUGCGCCGCUUUGAAGGUUUCCCUACAGUUUGGCUGAGUGGAGGGGUGAUUUCUUGGAUGAAGGAGAUGUGGCGUUCUGACUCCUGCUAUGGCAACUACGGCGUGGAUGGAUCCACCUGCUCCUUCUUCAUCUACCUCAGCGAGGUGGAAAACUGGUGUCCUCGCCUGCCCUGGAGGACAAAGAGCCUGACUGAGGAAAUAGACAGGAGGGGACAGGCGGAGAUCCAGACCAGCUUCGACGAGCUUUACCGCGUGAUGUCACAACGUGAGGAGUUCCGCUGGAUGAUGCUGAGGAUCAAACGCAUGGCUGAGCCGUGGGUCAGCGCCAUCCGCUCUCUGGCUGCCAAGCAGAACCUGGCCCGGCGUCGCAGGAAGAAGAUCCUGGUACACUUGGGUCUGCUGACCAAGGAGUCUGGCUUCAAAAUAGCAGAAAACGCCUUCAGUGGUGGCCCAUUGGGCGAGUUGGUCCAAUGGAGUGACCUCAUAACCACCCUGUACCUGCUGGGCCAUGAUGUUCGCAUCUCAGCCUCCCUGGCCGAGCUCAAAGAGAUCAUGCGCAGGGUCAUGGGGAACAAGUCCAGUUGCCCGACGCAGGGUGACAAAGUGGUUGAGCUCAUCUACAUUGACAUUGUGGGCCUCACCCAGUUUAAGAAGACGCUGGGACCUUCCUGGGUCCACUACCAGUGUAUGCUGCGGGUGCUGGAUUCGUUCGGGACAGAGCCAGAGUUCAACCACGCCCACUACGCCCAGUCCAAAGGUCACAAGACCCCCUGGGGCAAGUGGAACCUCAACCCGCAGCAGUUCAACACCAUGUUCCCUCAUACCCCUGACAACAGUUUCCUGGGCUUCGUGGUGGAGCAGCACCUCAACGCCAGCGACAUCAAGCACAUCGAUGAUAUCAAGAGACAGAACCAAUCACUUGUCUAUGGCAAAGUUGACAACUUCUGGAAGGACAAAAAGAAAUACCUGGACAUCAUCCACAGCUACAUGGAGGUCCACGGCACCGUGCACGGCACCAGCACCGUGCACCUGCCGAGCUACGUCAAGAACCACGGCAUCCUGAGCGGUCGAGACCUGCAGUUCCUCCUCCGAGAAACCAAGUUGUUUGUGGGUCUGUCCUUCCCCUAUGAGGGUCCCGCCCCCCUGGAAGCCAUCGCCAACGGCUGCGCUUUCCUCAACCCCAAAUUCAACCCGCCAAAGAGCAGCAAGAACACAGACUUCUUCAAGGGUAAACCCACACUGAGAGAGCUGACGUCUCAACAUCCGUAUGCUGAGGUGUACAUCGGUCAACCCCAUGUGUGGACGGUGGAUAUCGAGAACUCUGUAGAGGUGGAAAGGGCCAUCCGCUCCAUCCUCAGCCAGAAGAUUGAGCCCUACCUGCCCUAUGAGUUCACCUGUGAGGGGAUGCUGCAGAGAGUCAACGCCUUCAUUGAGAACCAGGACUUCUGCCACGGUCAGGUGAUGUGGCCGCCCCUCACUGCCCUGCAGGUCAAGCUAGCUGAGCCUGGACGCUCCUGCAAGCAGGUGUGUCAGGAGGAGCACCUCAUCUGUGAGCCCUCCUUCUUCCAACACCUCAACAAGGACAAGGACCUGGCCAGGUUUGGUGUGGACUGUCAGACGGUGGAGUCGAGUGCCGACACGGUGGUCCCCGCCUACAGCGAGUCCCGCCACCACUGCAUCUUCCAGUCUGACCUGCUGCUGUUUAGCUGCGCAGGCGCCCACCCCUCGCUGCAACGCAUCUGCCCCUGCCGCGACUACAUGAAGGGCCAGGUGGCGCUGUGCAAGACCUGCCUAUAGCAGCAACACACAAGCUGAUGGGAGGAGAGAGGGAGGGGAUGCUGACGGAGGAUUUGGGUUUUGGGGGGGGGUUGGACGAGGCUGAAUGGAGUUUAAAUGAGUGCCGUCAAUCAAAACGCACGCACCAGACUUUUUGUUUUGUUUGUGGGAAGCGGUGUGGACAGAAACAUUUGUGCGACUGCGUCCGUUUAUCAUAUUUAUUGUUUUCCACAGCUGCUGGACGUGAAGUGGUCCUGCAGCCGACCCGAGCAUCCAUCAACCCUCUGAUUCACCAGCGGUGGCGCUGCGAGUCCCUGAAGCGGCGUGAAAUUACUUGAAUCAACUAAAAAAAAAAAAGGGAGUCGUCUCAGACUUUAAACCUGCAGCAGAUGAGUUCUCUGCUGCCACCUUGGUAGACUGCACAUAUCAGCGACAGCCUGUCUGUCUGCCUGUCUGUCUGUCUUCAGGAUCACGACAGCGAGGGACCAAGGAGACUCAAACGCCCCCCUUCCUGACAGCCGCCCCACCUUCCUCCCCUCCACUCCUCCCCCUACAUCCCCUCCCCUGUUCAAAUCUGAAACUGUUUAUUCUUUUGGUAGGUUUGCACUGGACUGGCAUGCCUGAGGGCCCACAUCCCCCCCCCCCCACACACACACACACAGGGGGGCUUUUCCCCGCCUAACCAGACAGGCUCAAGAAGAACCAGUUUUACACUGUAACUGACUCGUUCCUCUCUUCUGGCGAGAGCGGACAAUGUAACGUAGAUAUCUAGAUUUUUAUCCUCCAGACUUAAAGCAGUCUUCGUCCCCCCCUUUAAAGACAGGAAAGUGCAGUCGUGGAUCAGUCGGUCCCACGAUUUUCAUACGUUAACGUUCAAGUUACUCGUUUUAAAACGACAGACAUUUUAUUUGAAGCUAUAAAGCGGAGGGAAGCCUGUGUGUUUGUACGAAAGGCCAGUAGAGAAUGGCAGUCCCGGUCCCACGCAGAGGGGGAGGGUCGUUCUCUGUAGCUAAAAGCAGGUACAGAGUCGCAGUGUCGUAGGAUGUCGUGACGUUGUGUUGUAGAUGAUAGACAGUCGUCAGUAGCCGUGGUAACACCUAGAUGCAUCGCAUCCCAGGCUAGGAAGCCACAACAACAACAACAACACCAUAUUCUCCCAAAGCCUGCAGAGAAACAUGUAAACCUUACCGAGAUGUUGUCUGUCUUUUUUACGUACACGAGUCUCAACACAAACAUCCACCAGACGACAAGCAAACUGUAAGCAACACAAACAUGUCAACAAAGCGUCCCUGCAGCGCAACGAAACCUCACAGCUCAUUUUCUUUGGAUAAUCAUUUAGGAUUUUAAUUUGCCUGCAGAUUUGCGAAGAUAAAAAAAUGAUUAAGGUAAAAUUAAAAUACGUAGUUCUUGUGGUGAAUGGAAAAAAUGCACUACGUUAAUCUAUUCGCAGGUUUAACAAGAUAUUAGUAACACUGUAUAUUGUUCAUAUGGGUUUUAAAGUUUCUUUUUUAUUUAUUUUAUAUACACAGAUCUUUAUCUCUGUUUUGCUGGGGAAAAAAAUCUUUUUUUUUUUAAUUUAUAGGAGGGGUCUCUUGCUUUUUUCCCCCCUUUUUAUAGAUUUUUAUUUAUGGAGAGUAAUUUAAAAAAAAUGUAAAAAAAUAAGCGUGCUUAUC